AUGACCAUUCUCGCGCUCAAAGAGGACCGGCCGACGCCCAAGGCCGUCUACAACUGGCACGUCUACGUCUGCGCGGCGACGGCCUCGUUCGCCUCGUGCAUGAUUGGCUACGACUCGGCCUUUAUCGGAACCACCCUCGCGCUGCCCUCCUUUGUCGCCGAGUUCAAGUUUGCCACGUACACGCCGGCGCGACUGGCCCUGCUCAAGCAAAACAUUGUCUCCGUGUACCAGGCCGGCGCCUUUUUCGGCUCCCUGGCCGCCUACUACUCCUCCUACGCCCUCGGCCGCCGCAAGACGCUCUUCCUCUUUGCGCUCAUCUUCACCCUCGGCGCCGGCAUGAUGCUCGGCGCCAACGCGGAGCGCGGCCUGGGCCUCAUCCUCGCCGGCCGCGUGCUCGCUGGCAUCGGCGUCGGCGGCUGCUCCAACAUGACCCCCAUCUACAUCUCUGAGCUCGCACCGCCGGCCGUGCGCGGUCGGCUGGUCGGCAUCUACGAGCUCGGGUGGCAGAUUGGCGGCCUGGUCGGCUUCUGGAUCAACUAUGGCGUGAACAAGACGCUGGCCCCAAGCCACUCCCAGUGGCUGAUACCGUUCGCCGUGCAGCUGAUCCCGGCUGGUCUUCUGCUGAUUGGCACCGUCUUCAUCCCGGAGUCACCGCGCUGGCUGUUCUCCAAGGGACGGCGCGAGGAGGCCAUUGCUGGCCUCUGCUGGAUGCGCAAGCUGGAGCCGACGGACAAGUAUAUUCGGGAAGAAAUCGCCUUCAUAGAUGAGGAGCUGGAGCGCUUCAACACAGAAGUCGGGCAGGGCUUCUGGCGGCCGUUUAAGGCUUUGAAGGAGAGAAGGAUUCAGUGGAGGUUUGCCAUUAGCACACUGCUAUUCAUGUUCCAAAAUGGUAAGGCACAGGACAAUCACGCCAGACAAGCAUACGCUAACCACAUGACAGCCUCUGGUAUCAACGCCAUCAACUACUACAGCCCUACCGUCUUCAAGACGCUGGGCAUCACCGGCACCAACACCGGCUUUCUCACGACGGGCAUCUUUGGCGUCGUCAAGACGACCCUGACCGUCGUCUGGCUGCUGUUCCUCAUCGACCACCUCGGUCGACGCACGCUCCUCAUGGUCGGCAGCAUCGGCGGCUCCCUCUGCAUGUGGUUCAUCGGCGGCUACAUCAAGAUCUCGGGCGCCAGCGCCACCGGCGCGGCCAAGGGCGGCAGCCUCUCGUCCGGCGGCAUCGCCGCCAUCUUCUUUUUCUACCUCUGGACGGCCUUUUACACACCCUCGUGGAACGGCACUCCGUGGGUGCUCUGCUCCGAGAUCUUUGACCAGAACACGCGCUCACUGGGCCAGGCCAACGCCUCGGCCAACAACUGGCUGUGGAACUUUAUGAUUGCGCGCUUCACGGAGCAAAUGUUCAACGCCUGGGGAUACGGCGUGUACUUCUUCUUCGCCUCGCUUAUGCUGACCUCGUGCGUGUUUGUCUUCUUCUGCAUCCCCGAGACCAAGUCGAUCCCGCUCGAGGCCAUGGACCGGCUGUUUCGCGAGAAGCCCGUGUGGCGCGCGAACAGCAAGGUCAUGGAGGACCUUCGUCUCACCCAAGAUCAAGAGCCCACGUCCGAUAGUGUCGCGCCUGAAAAGGCACAUAGUGAGGAGGUUGAACAGCAGUACCGCUGA
This is a messenger RNA of Cordyceps militaris CM01, 1668 nucleotides long. RefSeq names its product quinate permease. Lineage: Eukaryota; Fungi; Ascomycota; Sordariomycetes; Hypocreales; Cordycipitaceae. Gene Ontology annotation, biological process: carbohydrate transport; transmembrane transport. Bases 1 to 1668 code for a protein of 555 amino acids. The transcript has a single exon. Gene Ontology annotation, molecular function: carbohydrate:proton symporter activity. Gene Ontology annotation, cellular component: membrane. The record is from RefSeq and is a predicted model, not a curated record.